AUGGAAAGCAUUGCAAAGAGUACCAAGUCUUUAUUCACAAGAAUUUCAUCUUCAGUUACAAAUUAUUUUUCAAAAGGGUCUGCCAAACAAGAAACAUUUGUAUCAAAAGGAAAACUUCCUUCUCCUGUCAGCUUGUUUUUCUAUGCAGACAGUCUCAAUACAAUUAAAGAAGUAAAGAAGAAAAUUGAUUCAGAAUACAAGUCUAAAUAUUUUCAUUCCACAAAUAUUGAUGAUGAGGUCAUUAAAGAUCUACCAUAUAACCAAACGGCCUCCAUUACACGCACUAAUGCAACAGUAUACGCAAUAUUCGCUAAGAGAGAGUGGGUAUUGUCACUCUCUCUCCAUUCACCUAAGGCUUGUGUUGAGAGGGCACGGUCACUGUUACCGAUUCUUUCCCCUACUUUAAUGACAGCGAUAUCUAUCGUGAUUUCCUCUUUCACCAAUUUGUUUAAUAGAGAGUGGAACAUCACUCAAGUUUCAAUCCCUGAUUAUUGGACUCCAAUGGAAAAUGAAGAUUACAUAAAAGUUGCAUUGACAUCUGGUGAUGAAUAUGAUAGUGUGAAAAAUGUUUUUCCAGGAAAUUUUCAAAUCGUCACGAUUGAAAGAAUACAGAACAAAAGUUUGUACAUUCAAUACCAAGCUCAGCUGGAAAAAAUGAACAGUACAAAUCCCCAAGGAACAAAAAAUGAAACUCAAGGAUUGUGGCAUGGUACCAGUAAAGAUGUCACUGAAAAAAUUAACAAAAACGGUUUUAAUCGAAGUUACUGUGGGAAAAAUGCUACAGCAUAUGGUGGAGGAGUCUAUUUUGCAGUGAACCCCCAAUACUCUUUGAGUGACACCUAUUCACCUCCAGAUAGCAAUGGGCACAAACAUAUAUAUAUGUGCAAUGUGCUCACAGGCAUGUUCUGCCGUGGGGAUUCUAGUAUGAGAGUUCCUCCAGAUAACCCCGCAGUUCAAGGAGUACCAUAUAAUUCUUCUGUUGAUGACAUCAAAAGUCCAAAGAUUUAUGUUAGUUUUCAUGAUGCAAAUGUUUACCCUGCUUACCUCAUCACUUGUAAAUGA
Acanthosepion pharaonis is the source of this 1062-nucleotide messenger RNA. The record is from the annotation of a GenBank genome assembly. Lineage: Eukaryota; Metazoa; Mollusca; Cephalopoda; Sepiida; Sepiidae.